Messenger RNA from Cylas formicarius (sweet potato weevil), 1230 nucleotides. Its product is annotated as probable 3-hydroxyisobutyrate dehydrogenase, mitochondrial. The transcript is spliced from 4 exons. Bases 84 to 1061 code for a protein of 325 amino acids. Gene Ontology annotation, molecular function: 3-hydroxyisobutyrate dehydrogenase activity; NADP binding; NAD binding. Gene Ontology annotation, cellular component: mitochondrion. The record is from RefSeq and is a predicted model, not a curated record. Gene Ontology annotation, biological process: L-valine catabolic process. Lineage: Eukaryota; Metazoa; Arthropoda; Insecta; Coleoptera; Brentidae.
GUUAUUACUAUAUUUUCUGCGUUAUCGCACGUUACGUUACGUUUCACUUAUUUGUUGUUCGGUGGCGAAAAGGAUCGUGUCUGAUGCGAACUCGCGUUGGCGAUAUGUUUCGAAAUAGUUUAAAGGUACUCGUGAGAAUCGACAAUUGCAUUCACAAACGCCAUGCCAGCAGCAACGUGGCUUUCAUCGGGCUGGGUCAGAUGGGCGCGAGAAUGGCCACCAAUUUAUUAAAGAAGGGACAAAAUAUCAAAUUAAAAGUAUACGACGUCUCUCCGGCCGCAGCCGGUAGCGUCAAGGGAGCCAUUCCAUGCCAGUCAGCGGAUGAAGCUGUAGACGGUAGCGACGUAGUCAUAACGAUGUUGCCCAAUGGAGGCGUAGUUAAGGAGACGGUAUUAGGGCCUCAAGGUAUUCUAAAAAAACUUUCUAAAAACGCGUAUCUGCUGGACAGUUCGACGACCGGACCCGAAGUAGCCAGAGACUUGGCCAAGGCAGCGCAGGACAGCGGAGUCCGUUUUCUGGAUACCCCAGUCUCGGGGGGAGUUGUGGGGGCUGCAGACGGCACUUUGACUUUCAUGGUGGGGGGUAGUAAAACGGACGUAGACGUGGUCGAACCGAUAUUGUUGACUAUGGGCAAGAAGGUCUUACAUUGCGGGGACUACGGCGCCGGACAGAUUACCAAGCUGUGCAACAAUUUAAUAUUAGGCAUAACCAUGAUCGGUACAGCGGAGGCCCUCAACCUUGGAGUCAAAUUAGGUCUCGAUCCGAAAUUACUAACGUCGGUAGUAAACAUAUCAACCGGACGUUCGUGGUCGUCCGACACGUACAAUCCGGUGCCCGGAGUCCUACCGAACGUCCCUGCCGGUAACAAUUACGACGGUGGUUUUUCCGUGGGUCUCAUCGCUAAAGACUUGGGAUUGGCAGAAGUAGCAGCUCUCGGCAUUAAUGCGCCAGUUCCUUUGGGCGCCAUGACGCAUCAACUGUUCCGGACAAUGAUCAACCACGGGUUAGCAAAUAAGGACUUUUCUGUGAUUUAUAAAUUCCUGAGCGGCGAGACUAAAUAAAAACCCGUUUUUUUACAUUCUUUUUCCUUCCACCCAGGUUAUCAGAAACUUAUGGGACAAUUUUUAAGCUUUCGAUAUAGCGACGAGACAGUGGGCAUUUUUAGAUAUAUAGAUAGUCACGUUACUUUGGACGUAAAUCAAAACGGAAUAAAUAUAUAAUGUAACGAAU